Messenger RNA from Onychostoma macrolepis, 3242 nucleotides. Its product is annotated as NACHT, LRR and PYD domains-containing protein 3-like. The transcript has 8 exons. Lineage: Eukaryota; Metazoa; Chordata; Actinopteri; Cypriniformes; Cyprinidae. Gene Ontology annotation, molecular function: protein binding. The record is from RefSeq and is a predicted model, not a curated record. The coding region runs from base 105 to 3242 and encodes 1045 amino acids.
AUAAAGUUCAGUUGUUAUUGACAUUCAUGGCAUUCAGUCACGUUUAUAACAUUUCCCAGUGAAUAAUUCUCUAUUUCUCUCACACAGCUCAGACUGAGGGCUAUAUGAACACAACUGUCCCUGUUGGAGAGCUGCAAAACUUCUUGAAGACUCACAAAAACAACAUAAAGAGGAAAGCAAAAUAUAUUUUUGAGGGCAACAAAGAAAAUGACACAGAUCUCAAGGCUGUUUACACAGAGCUGUUCAUCACAGAGGGAGAUAUGAAAGAUGUCAAUCAGGAACAUGAGAUUCUGAAGAUUGAUGAUGCUUUCAAGAACAAAAAAACACAUGAUAAACCAAUCAAAUGCAAUGAUAUAUUUACUGAACUGAAGAAAAACAAUGAAGAGAAGAUUGUGCUGACCAAGGGAGUUGCGGGCAUUGGAAAAACAGUCUCUGUGCACAAAUUCAUCCUGGACUGGGCAGAAGGAAACACCAAUCAGGAUAUAGACUGUGUGUUCCUGCUUCCAUUCAGAGAGAUCAAUGUGAUUAGAGAAAGAGAGGUCGAUCUCCAUGAGUUUCUGCUGAAAUUUUAUCCUGACUUAAAAGAUCUGGAGAAAUCAAAGUUAUAUAAGGAAUGCAAGCUUGCAUUUAUAUUUGAUGGACUUGAUGAGAGUCGAUUGCCAUUGAACUUUAAAAGCGAAACAUUGAACACUGUUGAGGAAAGAGCAUCUGUAGAUGUGCUGUUUACAAGUCUGGUCAAAGGUGAUCUGCUUCCAUCAGCUCUUGUCUGGGUGACAUCACGACCAGCAGCAGCCAAUCAGAUUCCUCCUCGGUAUGUAGGUUUGUUCACAGAGGUGCGAGGAUUCACUGACCAACAGAAGGAGGAGUACUUCAGAAAGAGAAUCACAGAUGAGAGUCUGGCCUCCAGAAUCAUCUCACACAUUAAGACGUCUCGUAGUCUGUACAUCAUGUGCCACAUUCCUGUGUUCUGCUGGAUCACAGCCACAGUACUUCAAGAUAUUCUCAUUGAGAACAAUGCAGAGAACAUCAGCACAACACUCACUGAAAUGUACAUUCACUUCCUGCGGAUACAGAUGAACAUGAAAAGUCAGAAGUAUGAUGAACAAGAUGAAAUAGAAUGUGCAGAGCACUUACAAUUUAAUAGAGAGUUGAUUUUGAAGUUAGCCAAGUUAGCGUUUGAACAACUGAAGAAGGAAAACAUUAUGUUCUAUGAGGAAGAUCUGAAAGCAUGUGGUAUUGAUGCGAGUAAAGACACCGAGUUCACAGGAAUGAUCGCUGAGAUCUUUAGGAAGGAAGAUGGACUUUAUAAGACAAAGGUCUUCUGCUUCGUGCAUUUAAGCGUUCAAGAGUUUCUCGCUGCAGUGCAUGUGUUCAUCUGCUACCUGAACAAGAACAAGCAAGAGCUUCGGUUUUUCUUUGAAGAUUCACAAACUACAGUCAUACAAAAGUUUAAAUUCUUCUUUAGAUUUGUCAAAUUUCAUGACUUAACAAAGAGAGCCACUGAUAAAGCAAUGCAGAGUAAAAGAGGACAUCUGGACCUGUUCUUACGAUUUCUGAUGGGCAUUUCACUGGAAUCCAGUCAAAAUCUGCUCAAAGGCCUGUUCACGCACACUAAAGACACCACAGAGAGCAUCAGACAAAUAACUGAAUACAUUAAACAAGUACAAAACAAGAAUAUCACAGAUGAAGCUUCAGUCAACCUAUUCUUCUGCUUACUUGAGCUCAAAGAUCAUUCAUUAUAUGAGGAAAUCCAGAGUUACCUCAGUUCAGAUAAACAUCCAGGAAGAAAACUCUCAUCUUCAAUGUGCACAGUGCUGACCUACAUACUGCUGAUGUCGGAGAAGGUGCUGGAUGAGUUCAACCCAAAGAGGUUCACGCCACCUUUAAACUACAAGAGACUCAUCCCAGCUGUGAGAUGCUGUAGAAAAGCACUAUUUGAUGGCUGUGAUAUUGAUGAAACAUGCUGUGAAACUUUGUCUUCUGCUCUACAAUCAUCAAACUCCCAUCUGACAGAGCUGGACCUGAGUAACAAUCACCUGCAGGAUUCAGGAGUGAAGCUGAUUUAUGAAGGACUGAAGAGUCCACACUGUCGACUGAACAUACUGAGGCUAUGUGGCUGUAAUCUCACCGCUCAGUCUUGUGAGAGUUUGUCAUCAGUUUUAAAAUCCUCAAACUCUGUCCUGAGAGAGCUGGACCUGAGUAACAAUGACCUGCAGGAUUCUGGAGUGACACUUCUUUCCGAAGGACUGAAGAGUCCAAACUGUCAGCUGACACUCCUAAGACUAUGUGGCUGUAAUCUCACUGCUGAGAUCUGUGGAAGUUUGUCAUCAGUUUUACAAUCCUCAAACUCCCGCCUGAGAGAGCUGGAUCUGAGUAACAAUGACCUGCAGGACUCUGGAGUGAAGCUUCUUUCUGAAGGACUGAAGAGUCCAAACUCUAAGCUGGAGAGACUGAGGUUGUCUGGCUGUAUGGUGACAGAAGAAGGCUGUCGUUAUGUGUCUUCAGUGCUGACUUCAAACCCCUCACACCUUAGAGAGCUGGAUCUGAGCUACAAUCACCCAGGAGAUUCAGGAGUCAAGCUCUCUGAAAAACCGGAGGAUCCGAUCUACACACUCAUGGAUUAUGGAGGAGAAUGCAGGAUUACAGCAGGACUAAAUAAAUAUGCCUGUUUUCUCACACUGGAUCCAGACACAGCAAACAAGCGUCUCAUUCUGUCUGAGGAGAACAGAAAGGUGACAAAUGUGAGAGAGGAUCAGUCAUAUUCUGAUCAUCCAGACAGAUUUGAUGUGUGUCAGGUGUUGUGUAGAGAGAGUGUGUGUGGACGCUGUUACUGGGAGAUUGAGUGCAGUGGACGUAAUUAUGGUGUGUUUAUAUCAGUAUCAUAUAAGAGCAUCAGCAGGAAGGGACGGAGUUAUGAGUGUGUGUUUGGAAAUAAUGAUCAGUCCUGGAGUUUGGACUGUUCUCCCUCCAAAUACUCGUUCAGACACAAUGACAUACAGACUGAUCUCCCUGUAAAACCCAUCAGCAGUAGAACAGGAGUGUAUGGUAAUAUCUAUAGAAUAGGAGUGUAUGUGGAUCACGGUGCAGGAACUCUGUCCUUCUACAGCGUCUCUGAUACACUGAGCCUCAUCUACACAGUCCAGACCACAUUCACUCAGCCGCUCUAUCCUGGGUUUGGGUUUGGGGUUAGGACUGCGUAUAAGUUAAGUCCUUAUAAUAUAUCAUCAGUGAAACUGUGUUGA